AUUGCACUUUAAAAAUCUCCAAGGUUCCUUGAAUGUCGACAUGUGUUUAACUUUCCGAGGUCUGUCUACAUUGUGUGUUGGUCAUCCAACUGACCCUGCCCGGAUAUUAUAAAUAAUAUUGUACACAUUGAGAUAAAUGAGCUUCCGCCAUACAUCGUCAAUCUUGCAAAUGUUUCCUUCCAUUCGCUUCGCUUUGACAGCCAACAUGUUUAACUUCCUGUAGCUACCUUAUUUGUUUUAUUAAAGCAAAUACUCAGAUCUGUCAUUGCAUUUCUGCAUUAAUGGAAAUGCUCAGAUCUGUCAUUGCGUUAUUGGAUGAUUACGCCAAUACAUGACAAAUUGUUAUUGCAAUAUCAUCUAGCAAGCAGUCCUCUGAGAGGCCACUGAGCCGUGAGCGCAGGCUGAGUGGUUACUUCACCCCAAUGUUACCAUGCAACAGCAAAGUGGACACAGCUUUGUCCAUCUCUCUAUUGUCUCCGUGAGUCAACAAAGACUACAUCAGCUGAUAAGGUCAGUGGUCCGCUGUACAGAUACCGCACAGAUCAGUCAUUGAUUUCUUGGAGCAUUAAGCUUAAUGGAUGAGAAACCCUAACGAGGUGGUCCAUUCUGGAUAUCAGGUAAGAAGAUAUCUUUGAGGCUCUGCUGCAGGGGGGGAAUAGUAUUGUUUGUAUGUUUAAUCGAUCGUUUUGCCGAAUUUUGCCCAUGCUUUGAAAAGCGACGAGUGUUGCCACUUUCUGACAGAACUGAUCCCCUUUUUGUUGAUGAAGAACUAGAAGUAAAUGUUUUCCUCAUUUUUGAUAAUGACACUUCAUAUAUUCUGUAUACUGAUAUAAACUUAAACUAAAUAUAAUUGUAUUAUUUAAAUAUCAGGUUAUCUUGCCUGGGUACAUUUAUUUUAACUAAAGUAAUUUUUGUACUAUGAAUAGUUGGCCGAUAUUGCUAUGAAAAGCCUUGUUACAUAACUUUCUAACAUGGGAGAACAAGAAUGAAAUAUAUAUUAUAUGCACAUGUAUUUCAAUGUAGGCAUAACAAAAAGUUUUUGUGACAUUUGAGAUACGUCCAGAACAUGCUGUGGGUGACAUUUGAAUAUCAUGUGUUUAUUAUGCUGCCACAAGACAAAGCAGCAUCUCCAACAAUGAAGUGAAUAAACAAACAAGGACUUGAUUAUUCAACCUUGAUAAGAUAACUACAGAGGAAGUAUGUGUGAAUGUAUGUGUGGCAGUGAUAAUAUACCUAUGACUUUAUCAAUGUUUAAGGUCAUUCACAGACCAAUGAUAAAUUAUGAAUACAUAUAUUAUAAUUAAAUCUAUUCUUUUUAUAUUUUCUCUGGUAAACCUAUAUUUUAUUUUGUAUUAUUUAGAUUGCACAUAAAGUUGAUAUUGAAGCAUUGGCUUUGGCAAAUGAAAUGAAAAGGGAUUAAGGGUUUCCAAAAAUAGAAUAUAGCUUUGAUAUCCAAAUUUAAAGUAUUAUAAAAAGGUUAUAUAACAAUUGGCUUGCGUUUCUCUCAACAGGAAACUUUUGGAAGAAGUAGGCCUGCAAAGUACAAACUAUACAGACGGCAAACAACACAAAAAUAACUGGCACAUUUCUCCAACUAUAUCCCUCAGGAAGGCAACAUGGAUGCUUCCAUUAAAUUGUCCAACCUCACCCAGGAGUGGUUUGACUCCCUGCAGGGUUGGCGCUUGCAGUUCUUCUUCAUCCCUGCCACCCUCGUUACACUGAUCACUUUCGCCACCAACCCUGUGCUUCUCACGUGCAUCUUCCUGUCCCGCGCCUUGCGCCAGGAGACCCGCUACCUGCUGGUGGCCAACACCCUGGCUGCAGACCUGCUCUUCCUCACGCUGAACCUGGCCACGGUGUUCUGCAACGCCCUGGGCGUCCACAUCCCCCCCACGCUCUGCCAGCUGGACAUGGUCUUCACCGUCACGGCCUACUGCUGCGCCAUCCUCACCGUCACCGUCAUGGUGGCCGACACCUACGCCGCCGUGCGCUGGCCCCUGCACUACCGCGAGCUGCUGCCGCCGGCGCGCACCGUCCGCAUCCUGGUGGGGCUGUGGGUGGUGGCGGCGCUGUACCCGCUCUCCAUGUGGAUCAUGAUGGAGAUGACGGAGGGCAACGCCAGCGCGGUGGACACGCCCAUCUGCCUGGUGCUCAUCUCGCUGGGCUUCAUCCAGGCCACCAACAUGGUGGGGGUGCACAUCUACUUCUGCGCGGCGGCCCUCGUCUGCACCCUGCUCAUCGUCUACUGCUACGUGCGCCUCUACAUGGUCACCAAGACCCAGGGCAUCUGGCAGAGCCGCUACUCCCGGGCGCGGGUCACGCUGCUGGCCCACGGCGUCCUGCUGCUGCUCUACUUCGUGCCGGGCCUGGUGUUCACCGUGGAGCUCUUCCUGUUCCAGCAGGACGACGUGAGCCAGGACGUGCGCGUGUGGAUCAACACCAUCAACAUGUGCAUCCUCAUGCUGCUGCCCAGGGCCUUCGCCCCCUGCCUGUACGGGCUGAGGUACAGGGAGAUCUCGGACACACUGGUGCAGCUGCUGCACCGCCGCCGGAGACUCUGUAAGGUGACGGGAGCCUGAGGACCUCGCAGGGACUGUGUGCCGUCGACGUCAGUGUGCUCAGGUUAAACAGAAGGCUCCCAAUCACCGCGAUGAUUCAUGUGUUGCCCCCUGUACUGUGGCGUCUAUCACCUGAAUUCCCCGGGAUUAAUCAAGUACUCUCUUAUCUUAUCUGACCAUGACGUACAAUGACGAAACCACUGUGUAUUUAUAGCUCUUUUUUAUGCAUUCAAUUUUUCAAGCCAAUUUAGAUAUCUGACAUUUCUUGUAGACUUCAAAAACGAAGUCUACAAAAAUGUGUGGAUAUCAGCGAUGAUGAAAGCGUAUAUCUUUAUCCAUGUAAUUCCAUCUAUGUUGAUAUACAUACCAAGAUGAUGUGUUUCAAAUUAAAUGCAUAAACAUUUCAAACAAAUAAAACUAAGGUGAAUACACCUUGUUUCUGGGGAUGCUGCUUAAAGUUCCUGCUCUUCUAAAUGGGCCCAGAAUGAAAAUAUAUUGCUAAUCUAAACACGGCUACGGAUCCUUUUUAUACAGCUAACUAUCAUGCUCAAUUAUCAUAAAUCCUGAAACGGCUU
Messenger RNA from Gadus macrocephalus (Pacific cod), 3133 nucleotides. RefSeq names its product probable G-protein coupled receptor 148. The transcript has a single exon. Gene Ontology annotation, biological process: G protein-coupled receptor signaling pathway. Gene Ontology annotation, cellular component: membrane. The record is from RefSeq and is a predicted model, not a curated record. NCBI's taxonomy places the organism in Eukaryota, Metazoa, Chordata, Actinopteri, Gadiformes, Gadidae. Gene Ontology annotation, molecular function: G protein-coupled receptor activity. The coding region runs from base 1617 to 2579 and encodes 320 amino acids.